Caenorhabditis remanei is the source of this 1536-nucleotide messenger RNA. RefSeq lists its product as uncharacterized. Gene Ontology annotation, biological process: arginyl-tRNA aminoacylation; mitochondrial translation. Gene Ontology annotation, molecular function: arginine-tRNA ligase activity; ATP binding. Gene Ontology annotation, cellular component: mitochondrion. The transcript is spliced from 7 exons. Bases 1 to 1536 code for a protein of 511 amino acids. The record is from RefSeq and is a predicted model, not a curated record. NCBI's taxonomy places the organism in Eukaryota, Metazoa, Nematoda, Chromadorea, Rhabditida, Rhabditidae.
AUGAGCGGCGAGGUGUGUGUUCAGACGCUGCAGAGGCUUCGCCGUGUUGGUUCGUUCAGGAGUCUCGUUGAAAAUAAAUAUAAAGGAGGUCCAAGUAAAAGAAUAGUUGUCGACUAUUCCUCGCCGAAUAUCGCCAAACAGUUUCAUAUCGGAAACUUACGGUCCACUUUGAUUGGAAGAUACGUCGACAAGGUGAAUAGAGUGAUAGGAAAUCAAGUAACUUCCGUCAACUACUUGGGCGACUGGGGAACACAGUUUGCAAUGAUCGCUACGUUUUGGCCUCAGAUGAAACCAUCCGAUCAGUAUUGGAAUUCGCUUUCUGACGUAGAAAAAAUAAAACAACUGACUGACUGUUAUGUUGUCGCCAACAAAAACAUGAAAAUUGAUGAAGAGUUCCGAGCAAAAGUAUAUGAAACAUUUGUUGCAAUGGAAAAAUCUGUAACUGAUGGAUCAGAAAACUGUGCAAAUGACGAGAAUAUGAAGUUGUGGCAACAAAUAAGACAAAUAUCAAGGCGCCACCUCACAGAAUUCUACAAUAAAUUUGAUGUAACAUUCGAUGAAUGGCUUUGUGAAUCGAGUCAUAUACGAAAAGCACAUCAGUAUGCUCAAGAACUCGUUGAUAAAGGUUUCACCGAAGAUUUAGAUGGAAGAACAAUUAUUCGAUUGAGAGAAGGAGAUAUUGAGAAGAAGAAGCCAGAUGGAGUAAAUUAUGCAAUUUUACGGAAAAGUGAUAUGUCGAGUCUGUAUUUGACAAGAGAAAUUGCAGCGAUUCUGGAGCGUGAUGCCACGUUUCAGGCGGACCGCUAUUUAUAUGUAGUUGAUCGAGCUCAGAGGCAGCAUUUCAAUGCAUUGAAAGUGAUUCUCGAUAAAUUGGGUCGAGCUGAUUUAGCUGAAAAAAUCGAGCAUGUUCAAUAUGGAAGAGUAAGGGGUUUGUCGACUAGAAAUGGGAGAACAGAAGCUGUCGGAGAGAUUAUCGAACGGGGGAGAGAACUUGCUUUACAAUUCAUGAAAUCAUCGAAAACAUUUUGUAUGGAUCCAGAUGUAGAACAAGAUAUCGCAGAUGUACUGUCCCUAUCAACAGUUGUUUUCAAUGAAUUAAAAAGAGCUCGCAACUCGGAAUAUGAAUUUUCAUUUCAAAACGCGUUUGCUCUCAACCAAAACAAUGCACUGGCUCUUCAGAUGAAGCAUAGUCGAUUGUCUUCAAUAGAAGAAAAACAUCAACAUUUACUGCCUCUAGUGGAUGCCUGCACCAAAUUUCCCGAUUUUGACACCAAUGACGACGUUAAGCGGUUAAUGAGACUAUUAAAUGAUCUAGAACAUUCUGUUGAGUUGAGUGCUCAAAAACUAGAAGCUUGCCAAUUAACAGUACAACUAAUACACGUGGCUGCAGCAGCAGGAAGUGUUCAAAAACAGUUGAGAGUCAAAGGUCAACCGGACGAGAUAGCAGUCCCACGUCUGAUGUUGUUCUCCGCAGUUCGGAAUGUUCUUGCUGAUGGUCUUCAACUCCUCGGAAUCACCCCAGCUCGUUCAAUGUGA